ACAAAGUUUACUCCAAGUCGCGUCGAUAAUCCCGUGUCAGAAGCGUGUAUUGUUUAUUGUUUUAUUAUGAGUUAAGCGACCAUUCCAAUCCCAUUUAUAAAUACGAAGUGGAAAGUUGUAGAAUCUAGUUUUAAUUAUUUUUCGUGAAAAUGUCUGCAAAGCCAGAAGUUCGUAUAGUGACUUACAUGUGUCCGACUCACCCCGUGCAGUUGUAUGAACUGAUUAUGGAGCUGCUCGAGGAGGCUGUGGGCUGCAACACAACGCUACAGUAUGAAAGCCGGACACCCGGACCAUUCCAGGACCGACCGGACCCCUUUCUAGAGGAUAAAGUGGAUUUGGCGUUCAUGACUGCGGCGGCUUACAUGAAGCUUCGCAAUACGAAAAACCCUUACGUGGAACUGCUGCCCGUUACUCCCGUGUUUGCCCACCAAAUGAAUGUAGAAAACAGGCCCGGAUACUUCUCAGACAUCAUUGUUCACAGCGACAAAAAAGCCCACAACGUGAACACGCUGCUGGAUCUUCGCGGAUGUACGUUCGCCUUUAGUGAUGAAGAAUCUCUUAGUGGAAGCCAGAUAGUUUUGAAAACCCUGAAAUCUAAAGGCGAAAAUGCGUCCUUCUUUGGAUCUCUGUUAAAAUCUGGGUCUCACUUGGCGUCUGCUCAAAUGGUACUUUCCAAACAAGCUGAAUGGGCGGCGGUUGAUUCGACGACACUGCUGUACUCUAAGAAAUACAUGCAGGAUGGUGGCAAAGACAUCAUAUUACUAGAGACCCUAGGACGCCUACCGCCUUACCCUAUCGUAGUUAAUAAAAAAUUAGAUGCACAAGUCAAGAGUGCCGUAAGUGAUGCUCUUCUCACACUGCCACAAACAACUGCAUGGAAACAAAGAUUUGCCAAGUUUGGUGUCUUGAAAUUUGAGACCAAUAAUGAUGAAAGCUACUAUGGGCCGGCUGCACAAAUGUGGUCCAUCCAGAGCGAAAAACUCGGUGUUCGGUAUUAUUAGAAUCUUGCUUGUGAUAUCUCUUUUAUAUGUCAUUUAUAUUCUCUAUGUUGAUUAUACACCCAAAUAGUUAAACAUGUUAUUAAAACAUUCCAUAGAUAAUAUUUUUCUAUAUUUUUAUAAUAAAAGAUUUACAUUA
Molecule: messenger RNA, 1137 nt
Organism: Amyelois transitella
Lineage: Eukaryota; Metazoa; Arthropoda; Insecta; Lepidoptera; Pyralidae
Exons: 5
Coding region: 150-1001 (283 amino acids)
Source: RefSeq, a predicted model, not a curated record